Lactuca saligna is the source of this 1929-nucleotide messenger RNA. The record is from the annotation of a GenBank genome assembly. NCBI's taxonomy places the organism in Eukaryota, Viridiplantae, Streptophyta, Magnoliopsida, Asterales, Asteraceae.
AUGACGACCAUAGAAGGGCAAGAUAGAGUCUUGGCAACGGCUCAACAAAUUGUCAAGAGCCUAAACAUCAAUACCAAAGCAACCGAGGAUAUGAUCUUGAUUCUCUCCAGUUUUGAUAAUCGGUUGUCUAACAUCACCGAUUUGAUGGAGGGAGGUGCCGGUGAUCGGUUUGUGUCAGCAGAGAAGAUUAUCCUCCGGCAUGAUUCAGGUCUCGGUGAACCUUCGUCCAGGAGCUCUUCGCCAUGGGAAGAGUCGUCUACAGAAGCUGCUGAGUAUUUGGAAGCUGUUGACACGAUUAUCCAGUUAACGGAAGACCUCAAUAUCCAGUCCGAUGCCGACAGCGAGAUCAUGGAUCGAGCUGAAAACGCGCUCCAGUUAGCUAUGUCGAGGCUGGAAGAUGAGUUUCUUCAUAUUUUGAUCCGUAACACAGUCCCUCUUGACAUAGAUCGACUCUAUGGAUCGAUCCGCAAGGGUUCAUUCUCGUUUCCGUCAAACGGGAUUGAAAUUGGGGACGAUUUUGAAAGUUACAGAGAAGAUGAAGAUGGUGGGAGCGGAAGUGGGUAUCAUCACGAAAGAGGCCCGAGCUUAGGUGGUGAUGUUUUCGUCGAUUUGAUCCAUCCUGAAGCAAUCAAGGAGCUGAAAGCCAUCGCCGAUCGGAUGAUUAGGUCCGGCUAUGAAAAAGAGUGUUGUCAGGUUUACAGUAACGUCCGGCGUGAUGUCUUAAACGAGUGUUUAUCCAUUCUAGGAGUUGAAAGGCUUAGUAUCGAAGAAGUACAGAAGAUUGAAUGGAAAAUUUUGGAUGAGAAAAUGAAGAAAUGGAUUCAAGCGAUUAAAAUCGUGGUCAAGGUUCUCCUAUUUGGGGAAAAACGAUUAUGCGAACAAGUAUUCAGCGAAUCCGAACUUAUCAAAGAAAUCAGUUUCGUUGAAACAACAAAAGGAUGUGUGAUGCAGCUGUUGAAUUUUGGGGAAGCAGUUGCAAUUGGGCAAAGAUCUUCAGAAAAACUCUUUCGAAUUCUCGACAUGUAUGACGCAGUUGCAGAUGUUUUCCCUGAUUUCGAAUUUCUUUUCACUUAUGAAUCUGGAGAAUUAGUCUGCAACGAGGUGAAGGUGGUUUUAACCGGAUUAGGUGAAGCAGCCAUUGGAACAUUCAUCGAGUUCGAGAACGCUGUAAAGGGUGAAAACUCCAAAAGAGCUUUACUGGGUGGCGAGAUUCAUCCAGUUACACGUUAUGUCAUGAACUACAUCAAGUUACUGGUGGAUUAUAGCGAUUCUCUAAACACCCUUCUACCCAACACUCAAGAACAUGAUCCGAUUUCAAAAGAACUUGAUGACAUCGACAGCGGUGAUACUCUCUCCCCUAUUUCUUGCCGAUUACUAUCUCUAAUCACUACUUUAGAAGCAAAUCUUGACGAAAAAUCAAAAUUAUACGAUGAUAUCGCACUUGGAUACAUAUUCUUGAUGAACAACAUCCUUUACAUCGUUCAAAAAGUAAAAAACUCAGAGCUUCGAAACCUUCUUGGGGACAGAUGGAUUCGGAAACAUCGAGGGCAGAUUCGUCAAUGGCACACAAGCUAUCUGAGAGCAGCAUGGGGGAAGGCGUUGUUGUGUUUGAAAGACGAAGGCGGGAUUGGUGGGGGAUCAAGUAGUGCAUCGAAGUUGAUUUUAAAAGAGAAAUUCAAGAACUUUAACGCGUGUUUUGAAGACAUUUACAGGGUGCAAUCACUUUGGAAAGUUCCAGAUGAUCAAUUACGUGAAGAGCUUCGAAUAUCGAUAUCUGAGAAAGUUCUUCCUGCAUAUCGUGCGGAGGCCUACUGUUUUGAACAACAUAAAAAGAAAAGGUACAUAAAGACUGUUGUUAACAGGGUUUGGGCUGAAGGUGUUGCACUAAAAUCAUGUUAUGAGUUAUUGGAUUUGGUUUUGGUUUUUUAA